AUGGCGAGCAAGGUACCUUAUGUCCCGCAGGAUGUGCAAGAAGUUCAGACUUUGCUUCGCAACCUCGAAGAAAGCACAAAGAAAAGCUCGAAGACAGGGAAAAAGACCUUCAGCUGCAAAAAGUCUGAUUUUAACGUAGUUGGAUCUCCAGAGAAACUUGUCGUCUCGUCAUGGAGGUUUCAAGAUUGGGACUACAAGCGUGACGACCUCCCAACCUACGCAAGAGGCCUUUUCACUGCGAAGAACGAGAAGGGCCAGCCCGAAAUUGUUGUCCGAGGAUACGACAAGUUCUUUAAUGAGGGGGAGGUCAAUGCUACCAAGUGGAGAAAUAUCGAGAGCAACACCAAAGGCCCAUACGAACUGGGUCUUAAGGAAAACGGCUGCAUCAUAUUUAUCAGCGGACUCCACGAUGGCACUUUGCUUGUUUGUAGUAAGCACUCAACUGGCCCAAGGGAUGAUGCCGACCUUAGCCACGCCGUGGCCGGAGAGAAAUGGGUCGACAGACAGCUGAAGGCAGUCGGCAAGACCCGUCAAGAUUUGGCAAGAGAGUUGAGAAGUAGGAAUGCCACUGCUGUCGCCGAGCUCUGCGACGAUGACUUCGAAGAGCAUAUUCUAGAGUACGGAAAGGAGAAAGCGGGGCUAUACCUUCAUGGCAUCAACAUCAAUAUCCCAGAGUUCAUGACGUACUCUGGCCCUCAGGUUCAAGCUUUCGCCGCCGAAUGGGGCUUUCGAAAGACAGACUUCUUGGUCAUCGACGACGUCCAAGCAAUGAAGACCUUCCUCGAGGGAGUUGCUGAGACUGGCUCAUACAAUGGUCGAGAUAUUGAAGGUUUUGUCAUACGAUGCAAAUCUCGCAUGAGUCCUUCGGGCUCCUACUCGGACUGGUUCUUCAAGUAUAAGUUCGAGGAGCCUUAUCUGAUGUACCGACAGUGGCGUGAAUGUACGAAGGCACUGAUUGCAGGAAAACCACCAAGAUACAAGAAGCAUGUUAAGAUUACCGAAGAAUACUUGCUUUAUGCACGCAGAAGGCUUGCUGAGAGUUCCGCUCUAGGAAAGCAGUACCAACAGAAUCAUGGCAUCAUCAAACUGCGCGACGACUUCCUCAAGGAAAAGAACAUGAAGGGGUCAGAUAUCAUUCGUUUAGAAUACGCCACAUUAGGAGGUGCGCCUGAAGAUACCACUAAGGAUAUCAUUCUGGUUCCUAUUGCCACUCUCGGAUGCGGCAAGACAACUGUCGCUGUCGCUCUUCAGCAUCUUUUUGGUUGGGGCCAUGUGCAGAAUGAUAACAUCGUGGGCAAAAAUCGACCGCCUCGGUUUACUAAGGAGGUUUUGACGCAGCUUGAGGAGAAGCCAGUCGUUUUUGCGGAUCGAAAUAAUGCUCAAAGGCACGAACGACAGCAGAUCCUUGAUGACGUUCAUUUAACCCAUCCUCAUGUUCGACUGGUCGCUUUGAACUAUGUACAUUCCCCGGAAGCCCUGAACAAAAUCAAACAAGUCACACAGAAUCGUGUAUUCUCGCGCGGGGACAAUCACCAAACAAUCCAGGCAGCAUCGGAUCAGAAGAAGGUUAUUGGAAUUAUGGAAGGUUUCAUCCGCCGAUUCGAGGCUGUAAAUCCUCAUGCACCGCCGGAUGACGGAUUUGACGCGGUCAUCGACCUAGACCCUACCGUCGACUCCCGCGAAAACUUAGAGACUGUUGUAGGUCAACUGAGCAACCUUUAUCCAAAGCUCUUCACAGACAUGCCUACUAGCGAAGACCUGGACGAGGCUAUAAAAUUCGCUCUGAGCGAGUAUAAACCAGACAUCAAACAUGAAAUCGGAGGACGUGGACCAAAGAACCCUGGACCAAAAAGUCAGAAAAGCCAAAACAUACAAGUGCCAGUCAUGAAGAAGAAACGCCCUUUGGAGUACGUUUCCGUUAAUCUGCCCAAGAAUGAAAUUCUCAACAUCCUCGAAACCGCAUUUGCGUCUGUCUCCUCUAGUAAAGCCAAGUUCUUCAGACAGCUGAAGGAAACCAACCGCGUUCAGCCGGAAUUCCACGUCACGCUCAUACAUCGUGCAUCGGCAGCAGCACAUCCAGAGCUUUGGCAGAGAUACUCCGAGCUCCAUGCAGAGGCAGACAGUGAGAAUAAGCUAGGCGACUGCAAAGUUAUGCUUGAGACAGUUGUAUGGGACAAUCGCAUCAUGGCAAUUGUUGCCCGACUUGUGGAUGGGGGCUGGGAUUGCGUCAACGAGGUUGCACACGUCACUGUGGGAACAAGGUCUCCCGAGGUCAAGCCAAAGGAGAGUAACGAUCUGCUCAAGAGAUGGUUGGUAGAGGGAAGUGGUGAUUCAAGUGGUAUUGGAGAGGUAGCUAUCGAGGACCGGCUUGUUAUCGAUGGCAUUGUGAAGGGUACCUUGUCAAGGUGA
This is a messenger RNA of Amorphotheca resinae ATCC 22711, 2409 nucleotides long. RefSeq lists its product as hypothetical. Gene Ontology annotation, biological process: tRNA splicing, via endonucleolytic cleavage and ligation. Gene Ontology annotation, cellular component: nuclear inner membrane. Bases 1 to 2409 code for a protein of 802 amino acids. Gene Ontology annotation, molecular function: ATP binding; GTP-dependent polyribonucleotide 5'-hydroxyl-kinase activity; phosphoric diester hydrolase activity. The record is from RefSeq and is a predicted model, not a curated record. NCBI's taxonomy places the organism in Eukaryota, Fungi, Ascomycota, Leotiomycetes, Helotiales, Amorphothecaceae. The transcript has 2 exons.